This is a messenger RNA of Phyllostomus hastatus (greater spear-nosed bat), 2169 nucleotides long. RefSeq names its product ubiquitin specific peptidase 21 (gene USP21). The record is from RefSeq and is a predicted model, not a curated record. Gene Ontology annotation, molecular function: cysteine-type deubiquitinase activity. NCBI's taxonomy places the organism in Eukaryota, Metazoa, Chordata, Mammalia, Chiroptera, Phyllostomidae. The transcript is spliced from 13 exons. Gene Ontology annotation, cellular component: cytoplasm. Gene Ontology annotation, biological process: protein deubiquitination. The coding region runs from base 208 to 1902 and encodes 564 amino acids.
GCCGGCGGCCGGUGGCGGGCGGGACCAACAAAGAUGGCGGCGGCCCCGGCGGCGGGAGAGACCUGGGCGGCAGCUGCGGCUGAAGCUGCAGCCAGGCCCGCGGGGGUGCUACCUGGGGGCAGUGGGGGGCGGGCCUGAGCUGGGGCCUGGCCCCGGCCGGGCUCCCCCGCCUCUCACCGGGAGCAGGUCCAUUCUGUGGUGUCCACAAUGCCCCAGGCCUCUGAGCACCGCCUGGGCCGGGCCCGAGAGCCACCUGUCAAUGUCCAACCCCGAGUGGGAUCCAAACUGCCGUUUGCCCCCCGGGCCCGCAGCAAGGAGCGCCGAAACCCAGCCUCUGGGCCGAACCCAAUGUUAAGGCCUCUGCCUCCCCGGCCAGGCCCAUCCGAGGAACGGCUGAAGAAGAUGGAGCUGGGGCGGGCACGGACCUCUGGCCCUCGUCCCAGAGGCCCCCUUCGGGCAGAUCAUGGAGUUCCCCUGCCUGGCUCACCACCCCCGGCUGUGGCUCUGCCCCCACCCAGGACCAACCUAGCCCGUUCCAAGUCUGUGAGCAGUGGGGACUUGCGUCCGAUGGGCAUUGCCUUGGGAGGGCACCGAGGCGCCGGAGAGCUCGGGGCUGCACUGAGCCGCUUGGCACUCAGGCCUGAGCCACCCGCUUUGAGGCGUAGCACCUCUCUCCGCCGCCUCGGGGGCUUUCCUGGGCCUCCCACCUUGCUCAGCAUACGGACGGAGCCCCCUGCUUCCCAUGGCACCUUCCACGUGGUGUCUGCCCGGCCCUCCGAGCCUUUCUACUCCAAUGACAAAAUGGCUCACCACACGCUGCUCCUGGGCUCUGGGCACGUGGGCCUCCGAAACCUGGGGAACACGUGCUUCCUGAACGCCGUGCUGCAGUGUCUGAGCAGCACCCGGCCUCUCCGGGACUUCUGUCUGCGAAGGGACUUCCGGCAAGAGGUGCCUGGAGGGGGCCGAGCCCAAGAGCUCACUGAAGCCUUUGCGGAUGUGAUUGGUGCCCUGUGGCACCCCGACUCCUGUGAAGCUGUGAACCCUACUCGAUUCCGAGCCGUCUUCCAGAAAUACGUCCCCUCUUUCUCUGGUUACAGCCAGCAGGAUGCUCAGGAGUUUCUGAAGCUCCUCAUGGAGCGGCUACACCUUGAAAUCAACCGACGAGGCCGCCGGGCUCCAGCAAUCCUGGCCAACAGCCCAGCUCCCUCUGCACCGCGCCGUGGUGGGGCUCUGCUGGAGGAGCCGGACUUGAGUGACGAUGACCGGGCCAACCUGAUGUGGAAGCGUUACCUGGAGCGGGAGGACAGCAAGAUUGUGGACCUGUUUGUGGGACAGUUGAAAAGUUGUCUGAAGUGCCAGGCCUGUGGGUAUCGCUCCACGACCUUCGAGGUUUUUUGUGACCUGUCCCUGCCCAUCCCCAAGAAAGGGUUUGCUGGGGGCAAGGUGUCUCUGCGGGACUGUUUCAGCCUCUUCACCAAGGAAGAAGAGCUCGAGUCGGAAAACGCCCCCGUGUGUGAUCGGUGUCGGCAGAAAACACGAAGUACCAAAAAGUUGACAGUACAGAGAUUCCCCCGGAUCCUCGUGCUCCAUCUUAACCGAUUUUCCACCUCCCGAGGCUCCAUCAAGAAAAGUUCCGUAGGUGUGGACUUCCCGCUGCAGCGACUGAGCCUAGGGGACUUCGCCAGUGACAAAGCCGGAAGCCCCACAUACCAACUGUACGCCCUUUGCAACCACUCGGGCAGCGUCCACUACGGCCACUACACAGCCCUGUGCCGGUGCCAGACUGGUUGGCACGUCUACAAUGACUCUCGCGUCUCCCCCGUCAGUGAGAACCAGGUGGCCUCCAGUGAGGGCUACGUGCUCUUCUACCAGCUGACGCAGGAGCCGCCCCGGGGCCUGUGACGCCCUUCAGACCCCGGCACCUGUGAAACCUGUUCAAGACCCUUCGGCCCCAGGCUCCCCGCUUACCUCAGAGACGUCUAUUUUUGUGUCUUUUUAAUGGGGAGGAGGGAGGGUGGUUGUAGCUCCCGUUAUUUUUUUUAUUCAAAAGUACCCUUCCACCCGGAGGUCCCCUUGUCUCUCAGCCCCGUGUACAAAGGCCCCCAGCCCCGCCCCCGUGUACAGCCCCCCGGACUAUACAAUCUCACUUUUUGUGAAUAAAUUUAUUAA